CCUUUCUCGCCGCUCUCCCCCACCACCAAGCCUUACCAGAUUCCCCCCAUGUUUGCUGUUCUUCAGCCCAUACUAGUCCCUUUCUCGCCUCUGUCCCCCACCACCAACACAUCUAGUCCACCAUGCGCCUUCCACCACCCUAGCCAUCCCAAAACAAACACCAACCCCCUUCCUUAUCGUCCUACACACUCCAACUGACCACCCUCCGGCCAACAGCACCUCUGCCUCCUCCAUUAGUACUCCAUGUUCUUAAUCAGACAGAGUUCAAAUCCCCAGUAAAAGAUAGAAAUUGGAAGGGAAAAUGUCCAGAUCUUGUGUUGAUGAAGGAAUAGAGAAAGAAAAUGAAAGGAUGAAAUUGCAGGUUUCAAUGGGAGCAAUUGCAAGUUUUGUCUGCACUAAUGGUAGCCUCUGUAUUGGUUUCUUUUUCACAAAUUUCCCAGAUGAAUGGUCUUUUGAACAGAUGUGGAGAACUUUCAACAGAUUGGGAGAGGGCAGGGUUAUUGAAAUUGAAUGUCCCAAGAAGAGAGACCGUGUAAGGAGAAGAUUCAGUUUCGUCAGGUUCUUGGAGUCAGGGUAUCAGAACCACCAACAAAGAAAUAUGGGAAACAGGAUGCCAAAUGUGGCCACGUCAAAUGCAGGAGUUAAAAGGAAUCUGACUUAUGCAGAGAUAGUCAAAGGAAAGAAUGCAGAUUAUCAAAGCACGGGACUAAUAGAGGGACAAUACCAUGGUGCAAACAUCAGAGAGCAAAGCAAAAGGCUCAGAGUGAGUGAUCAAACGAAGUGGAGAUGGAAGCCAAAACAACAACCUCAAGCAUGGUCAGGAAUGGAGUUUAAUGUGAAGAAGAAUGAGUAUGAGUGGCUGGAGAAAUGCUUCGUAGGAACAGCUCGCUCGGUAACUUUGAUUCCAACUUUGCAAGAAAAAUUCUUCAUGGAAAGAGUUUUCUUCUGCAGAAUCAGAGCAAUGGGUGGUAGGUUGGUCUUGUUGGAAGGACAUGAUUAUGAAGAUUUGAAAGAACUUAUUGAAACUGGUCAAGAUUGGCUAGGACAAUGGUUUGAGGAAAUCAAACCAUGGAAACUGACGAUAGUGGCAGCGGAAAGGUUUGCAUGGAUUAGGUGUGCGGGUCUACCUUUACAUGCAUGGAAAUCGGAAUAUUUCCAAUCUUUUGGAAAUCUUUGGGGCACCUUUGUUUCGCUGGAUGACAGUACCAGUGGGAAAAAACAUCUUAAUGCCGCCAGAUUUCUAAUAUCAACACCUAUGAUGGAGUUCAUCUCAAAGUCCCUAACCAUAAAGAUAAAUGGGGUCCUGUACAAGGUAAAAUUUUCAGAGGAAGAGUCCAGCAAUGGUCUAUACAUAAUGAAUUCAAAUUUCAAGAUAAAUGGGGGUACUAUGUAUGGAGAUAAAUGGUCAGCAGAAGCUUCUGAUGAGAAUAUAGAUCAGUCUUCGUGUGAUUUAGAAUCCAAGCAAACUCAGUGUGAUGAAGAAGAUGAUGACAUGGCAAUAGAACUACGGGUUCCGGAGACAGAACUAGAAGAUGAGGCAAGAGGAGUAGACACGUUGGCACACUUGUCAGUUGACAGCUCAGCAAAAAGGUCGGCAAACGAUAUUACAAUGGAUGGGUUGGAAGGUUCAACAAGAAAACAUUUAAUGAUUGUUGGGCUCGAGGAAGAUAGGAACGGAAUGGGAGCAGAGAUGGAUGUCAGCGAGGAAAACAUUGGGAACAGGGGGUUUUUCAAAAAGGGAGGAGAGGAGGAGGCUUCACAAGUAAACAGCUUAGAGUAUGCAACGGACAAGACUUCAGCCGCUGUUGAAGAGAUGCAGAGGAAAGAGGGAGAAGCAAUUGAGCUGAUUGGGUCGGCAAAGAAAAAGAAUUCUGAGAAUGGGAGAAAUGGGCCUAAGGAUGAUGGGCCAAACAAUGAAGAAUUAAACUCAAUAUCUUUGGGUAAUCUUAAUGGGCCAAACAUUAAAGAACCAAACCCAACAUCUUUGAGUAAGCCUACCAAAAUGGUCAAAAAGGCAACUACUCACGUGAGGACUGAAAAGGAAGACAACUUCUGGAAAGAUAUGGCCGACGAUUCAGGGGAGAUGCCGAACUGGACGAAAAAGGGGGAGGAAAAAAAAGAAGAAACAGCAGAAACGAAGAGUGAAAACUUGCAGAUUUGUCUACAUGCAGUUAGGCGGCCUUAAGGGUUUUCGCUACAAAAAAAAAAAAGAAAAGAAAGGAAAGAGGGUGGUGACAGAAAAUAUGGCACAUGAGGUCACUUUCGAAACAAAUUCAGCAGAUUUGGUGGCAGAUGAGUCCAUAAAUGACAGCAACAUUC
Molecule: messenger RNA, 2319 nt
Organism: Rubroshorea leprosula
Lineage: Eukaryota; Viridiplantae; Streptophyta; Magnoliopsida; Malvales; Dipterocarpaceae
Source: the annotation of a GenBank genome assembly